UUAGGCUUUCCCAACACCACAGAUGGGAGCAAAUAUUACAGGUUUGCAUCCUUCUCUUACAUUACCUUAUAUAUUAACAGGAAAGGAGUCUCAUUUGUGAUGCUGGGGCCAACUUACAACCACACAAUGGACACCCCUGCCACAUUCUUCCUCGCAGGUAUUCCAGGAUUGCAGUCUUCCCAUCUCUGGCUGGCUAUCUCACUGAGUGCCAUGUACACCAUAGCGCUGACAGGAAAUACCCUCAUCAUAACUGUAAUCUGGGUGGAUUCCACUCUACAAGAGCCCAUGUAUGGCUUCCUGUGUGUUCUGGCUGCUGUGGAUAUUGUUAUGGCCUCAUCUGUGGUACCCAAGAUGGUGAGCAUCUUCUGCUCAGGAGACAGUUCCAUCAGCUUUAAUGCUUGUUUCACUCAGAUGUAUUUUGUCCAUGCAGCCACAGCUAUGGAGACAGGUCUGCUGCUGGCCAUGGCUUUUGACCGCUAUGUAGCCAUCUGCAAGCCCCUACACUACAGAAUAAUUCUCACACCCCAAGUGACUCUAGGAAUGAGUGUGACCAUCACCAUCAGAGCUGUGACAUUCAUGACACCACUGAGUUGGAUAGUGACCCAUCUACCUUUCUGCGGCUCCAAUGUGGUUCUCCAUUCCUACUGUGAGCACAUGGCUGUGGCCAAGUUAGCAUGUGCUGACCCCAUGCCCAGCAGUCUCUACAGUCUGGUUGGUUCCUCCAUUAUGGUAGGCUCUGAUGUGGUCUUCAUUGCUGCCUCCUAUAUUUUGAUUCUCAGGGCAGUAUUUGGUCUCUCCUCAAGAAAUGCUCAGUUGAAAGCAUUAAGCACAUGUGGCUCCCACAUGGGAGUUAUGGCUCUGUACUAUUUACCUGGGAUGGUAUCCAUCUAUGUAGCCUGGCUAGGACAGGAUGUAGUGCCCUUGCACACCCAGGUGCUGUUAGCUGACUUGUACCUGGUCAUCCCACCUACCUUAAACCCCAUUAUCUAUGGCAUGAGGAUCAAACAAGUGCGGGAGAGAAUAUGGAGUUUGCUGAUGCACUGGCUCUUUGGCCACUCCAACCUGGGUUCAUGAAAACACAACCUCUCUUCAGACC
Molecule: messenger RNA, 1096 nt
Organism: Lemur catta (Ring-tailed lemur)
Lineage: Eukaryota; Metazoa; Chordata; Mammalia; Primates; Lemuridae
Product: olfactory receptor 52I1
Exons: 1
Coding region: 100-1074 (324 amino acids)
Biological process (GO): G protein-coupled receptor signaling pathway
Cellular component (GO): membrane
Molecular function (GO): G protein-coupled receptor activity; olfactory receptor activity
Source: RefSeq, a predicted model, not a curated record